This is a messenger RNA of Merops nubicus (carmine bee-eater), 1245 nucleotides long. RefSeq names its product DNA ligase 3-like. The transcript is spliced from 9 exons. The record is from RefSeq and is a predicted model, not a curated record. Gene Ontology annotation, cellular component: DNA ligase III-XRCC1 complex. Lineage: Eukaryota; Metazoa; Chordata; Aves; Coraciiformes; Meropidae. Gene Ontology annotation, biological process: lagging strand elongation; DNA recombination; mitochondrial DNA repair. The annotation marks the transcript as partial. Gene Ontology annotation, molecular function: DNA ligase (ATP) activity; ATP binding; DNA binding.
CCAAACCUAAAAAUUCAGAAGAUGUCUCUGCCAACUCUUGCCACAAGUCCAGCCUGUCUGCAGAGAGGUGUGACCCCAAGCACAAGGACUGCCUGCUGCGGGAGUUCAGGAAGCUCUGUGCCAUGGUUGCUGAGAAGCCCAGCUACAAUGUGAAAACACAGAUCAUCCAGGACUUCCUGAAGAAGGGCUCUGGAGGAGAUGGUUUUCAUGGUGAUGUGUACCUGACCAUUAAGCUGCUGUUACCAGGUGUCAUUAAAAUCGUUUACAACUUGAAUGAUAAGCAGAUUGUAAAGCUCUUUAGCAGGAUUUUUAACUGCAGCCAAGAAGAAAUGGUCCGAGACCUGGAACAGGGAGAUGUGUCCGAGACCGUACGCCUCUUCUUUGAGCAGAGCAAAUCUUGUCCUCCAGCACCCAAAAGUGUCCUGACCAUCCAGGAGGUGGAUGAAUUCCUCUUCCAGCUAUCAAAGCUCACUAAGGAGGAUGACCAGCAAAGUGUGCUGCAGCACAUCAGUCGCAGAUGUACGGGCAACGACCUGAAAUGCAUCAUCAGGCUCAUUAAGCAUGACUUGAAAAUGAAUGCUGGAGCAAAGCAUGUGCUGGACGCUCUGGAUCCCAACGCGUACGAGGCGUUCAAAGCCUCCCGCAACCUGCAGGACGUGGUGGAGAGAGUGCUGAGGAACCAGCAGGAGGCUGAGAAGGAGCCAGGGCUGAAGCGAGCCCUCAGCGUGCAGGCCUCUCUGAUGACCCCAGUUCAGCCCAUGCUGGCUGAAGCCUGCAAGUCAAUUGAGUAUGCCAUGAAGAAGUGCCCAAAUGGGAUGUAUGCAGAGAUCAAGUAUGAUGGGGAGCGAGUGCAGGUCCACAAAAAUGGAGAUCAUUUCAGCUACUUCAGCAGAAGCCUCAAACCUGUCCUCCCACAUAAAGUAGCCCAUUUUAAGGACUACAUCCCUCAGGCUUUCCCUGGUGGGCAGAGUAUGAUCCUGGAUUCAGAAGUUCUUCUGAUUGACAAUAAAACUGGCAAGCCACUUCCUUUUGGGACUCUUGGUGUGCACAAGAAAGCAGCUUUCCAAGAUGCCAACGUUUGUCUCUUUGUGUUUGACUGCAUCUACUUCAAUGACAUCAGCCUGAUGGACAGGCCCCUGUGUGAACGCAGGAAGUUCCUCCAUGAGAACAUGGUUGAGAUUCCCAACAGGAUCCUCUUCUCGGAGAUGAAGCACGUCACGGUGAGCUCCGUGUGGGAGCAGCAUG